AUGAGCACCUCGCCCGGCUCAGACAAGUCGUCAGAGACUGCCGGCGACAGUAGGGGCUCGUCCCCGGCUACAGACCAGCAGGCCAACAAAUCCAAAGCAGGCAUCCGAGUCUCCCUGGCAUGUGUCCCUUGCCGAUCCAAACACAUCAAGUGCGAUGCUACGAUGCCGACGUGCUUGCGCUGUCAGGCAGAGCAUAAGCCGUGCUUCUAUGCCAAGUCGAGACGCGGUAUUCGAGACGCGAAGAAACGCAGCAUGAUCGCCGACAAGCUCCCACAUUCAGCCCGCGGCCCCAGUCUCUGGCCUGUGAGCCAAUUGUCGACAGUCGACGUGCCGAUUCGCUUCCUGAACAACAACAUGCCUUCCGGCUGGUCACUGACGAGGACUCUGAGGCCAACUUCCUCCCCGGCCGGCGCGGCAGCUCUGCUACUUGACGCAUUCUACUCGAGGUGUUACGCAAACUUCCCUUUCCUUCUUCCCAAGCCGUACAUGAUGUCGCAACUCGCGAAAAACGCCACAGAGCUCCGUUUUCUGGUGAGUGUCUGCAUAUAUGCGGCGUCUCUCUAUGAGCCAUCCAUAUCGUCGGACGAAUUACGAGAGGCUGUGUACAACCAAUCCUUCGGCCACCUUCCAAUGACCGCGUUCACGGUCCAGGCGCUGGCUCUCCUAUCGUACACGGCGAUAGGCGAAGAUAAGCCCGAGCUCCGGAGCAUCUGGCUAGAUCGUGCGAUACAAGUGGCCAUGGACAUCGGGAUGCAGCACAGGUCAUUUGCCGAGAACGAGCCGGACGUAGUUGUUGCGGAGAGCUAUCGGAGAACCUGGUGGGUUCUGUACAAGUCAGACUGCAUUCGCGCCACAUACGAGAACCUGCAGACGUUUUUAUUGCUCAGUGUGCCCGCGACAGUAGACCUGCCAUGCGAAGAAUGGGAGUAUCAAUCAGGGCAUAUUCCCUCCUUCGCCGUCUCGUUGGCUGAAUAUGAUAGUCGAGAUCCUUGCGAAGAGCCAACAUUCUCAUCCUGGACGUAUGUGAUCGACCUCUGUCGGCUGGUCGCCGAGGUCGUCCUGCCCCUGCACUUGUAUGCCGAAAGGCCUUGGCAGGACGAGGUGACUCGAGCCGACAUGAAGAUCAGCAACUGGCUCGUACGCAUUCCCAAAUGGAAAAAGGAAGCCAUCGGCCCUGACGGUUCUCCCGAUCUGAUGCUUUACUCUGGCAUCUGCUUCGCAUUGGACCUGGUAGACGGGUUCGCCAUCGGACCCCUCGACCGCUCGCGAGUCACAAACGACGCCAAGGUCGGGCCGUCGUGGAACGUCUGCCCGCCGGAGCUCUACGCCGCCAACGCACUGCUCAGCGUCUUCACGUUUCCCUUGUCGACUUCGUCGGCGUGCCCGGUCAGCAUACCUGUUAUUGAGCGGGUGUGCUUGGCCCUGCUCGACGCGUGCGUGUUUCUCGGCUGCGACACGCCCAGCGUCAGGGAGAAGCUGCAUUUCGCCUUUGGCAUCCUCAAGACGUACGGGGAGGUGUGGCCGCUGGCCAAGAGGCUGGCCGCCGGCAUCAAGGAUGUCACUUCUACGUAUCUGCCGCCCACGCCAGGGAGCGGAGGCGACUGUCAUCCCGCCCCAGCAGUCUCUACUUCUGUUAGCACCAGCGUCAGCGAGUGUGCUGCAUCCUUGUGGACUGAAGCCCUGUACCCGGCCACCCAGCACGUCUCGGACCAUCAUCCUGAGGUGGCGUUCCAAAUGCCGUUCUAUGAGCCGUUUCAAGAGCAUGUAGACGGUACAUUCGAGAACUGGGUACUGGGUGGGUCGUGA
Messenger RNA from Thyridium curvatum, 1806 nucleotides. RefSeq lists its product as uncharacterized. Bases 1 to 1806 code for a protein of 601 amino acids. Gene Ontology annotation, molecular function: DNA-binding transcription factor activity, RNA polymerase II-specific; zinc ion binding; DNA binding. The record is from RefSeq and is a predicted model, not a curated record. Gene Ontology annotation, biological process: DNA-templated transcription; regulation of DNA-templated transcription. The transcript is spliced from 3 exons. NCBI's taxonomy places the organism in Eukaryota, Fungi, Ascomycota, Sordariomycetes, Thyridiales, Thyridiaceae.